AUGAUUUGUAUAAUGAUCGUGCUAAAUUCUGUGUUACUUCUUACCCGAAUACAGUCUGUGCCAUUUAUCUUUAAAGGAACUUUCUGUGCAUCGACAAGUAGUGCUUCCGAUGAUGUUUGUUCGAAUGGUACCUUCUGGUUACAUAUGUGUCCUUUUUUCAUUGUGGCAGUAUUGACUCUUUUAGCUUUGAUUAUUGGCCUCUGUCAAAAGGUUGUUGGUAUCAUUCUUGAUAUUAUCGCUGCCUUGUUGCACAUUGGUGUAAUUGUUUAUUAUAUCUUGUUCAUUAUUAAGGGUGACACUUACAAAACUGUUAUGGAUGCAAACAUUGUCUUACAAAUUGUUCCACCAAUUUCUUUGUGUUUGGCAACUGUUGCUUGUAUUGUAUGUAUGUUUGAUUGUUGUAGACACGUCUAUGCCACUAAAUUUGGUGGUGGAAAGGGAGGCAGUGGAGAUUCUUCUGCUGACUAUGUACCAUUGCAAGGAUCCAAGAGCAUAGAUAGUGAUAGUGAUGAUUCUGAUUAA
Naegleria gruberi is the source of this 522-nucleotide messenger RNA. RefSeq lists its product as uncharacterized. NCBI's taxonomy places the organism in Eukaryota, Heterolobosea, Eutetramitea, Acrasida, Naegleriidae. The coding region runs from base 1 to 522 and encodes 173 amino acids. The record is from RefSeq and is a predicted model, not a curated record. The transcript has 2 exons.